AUGUAUGCAUCACCUCGCACUCCACAUUCAUCAACUAAUACAAAUAAAUCGAAAUCAAAAAGAAGUAUUGCAGCAUGGGAUGACUCUAUUGAGGGAGUCAAUGCAACAUCAAAAUAUUCUUCAAUAAAUAAGCCAGCAUCAACAAGCAAAUUGCCAUAUUCUCAAAUGAUUAUUAACGAAAAUCCCGAUUUAUUCGAAUCUCAACUUUCAGCUCAAAAUAAUGAACCAUCUAAUAUGAGUGAUUCAGAUGAUAACUUUAACUCUAACGAAGAAGAAAUAGAAGAACAUAAACCUACAAAAUCUAGACUUUCAAAGAAAGAAUUAUCAGAUUUGAUCCUCGAGAAAGCUCGAAGAUCCGAAUUACUUUCAAGUUUUCAUGAAAAUUCAGAAAUAUCAACUAAUUUGAUAUCAAAGAGUAAGAAACAGACUAAACCAAGCAAAAAGAUUCCAUCGUUAUACUCAAGGAGUAUCAAAAAGAUUUCUGAUUCAAAUUCUGAUGUCACUGUGAUGUAUGAUAGAUAUGACUUAGCCAAACUACGCCAAGAUAAUAUAGAUUACAGAAAUCAAAUUGCUAAGCUCAAGGCAGCAAUAGACAAGGCCAAUCUUGAAAACCAAAAGUUAAGACAAGAAUUAGCAGAAUCAGAAAAGAUUUCUUCAAAGCAAAAAGCGCAAAUUCAAUUUUUGCUCAAUAACAAUAACAGGUAA
Trichomonas vaginalis G3 is the source of this 705-nucleotide messenger RNA. RefSeq lists its product as uncharacterized. The transcript has a single exon. NCBI's taxonomy places the organism in Eukaryota, Parabasalia, Trichomonadida, Trichomonadidae. The coding region runs from base 1 to 705 and encodes 234 amino acids. The record is from RefSeq and is a predicted model, not a curated record.